UACUUGCCCUAAGAGGCAGAGUCAGAUAUUCAGUUAUUUCAAGGAUGUAGAGCUCAACCUCAACAAACAAAGGCACAGUAAAAGCUUCAAACGAUCUGCUUAUCCAGUGUACAAAGUAUUAAUAGCCUUCAAGUUACAGAUCUUUGAAGCUUUCAUUUGUAAUCACAGCUCAGAAUGUGUGUGGAGAAAAGAACCUCUACCAAGAAAGGAAGACAAGGGAUGUUCCUGAAGGUGUUUUGGGCAGCUUUCCCACACUUUUGCCUGAUUUCUUCUCUUGUGAUUUAUGCUGCGCUAGGAGCAAUGAUGUUUCAAUUCAUAGAACAGAAAAGUGAAAAUAAUUCUCUUGCCACAGUUGAUAAGCUUUUACAGAAACUAUGGAUGGCCUGCAUUAAUGUGAGCUCCUGUAAAGAAAAUGCUUCAAAAGAGGAGAAGGAAAUUUUUCUUAGACAGACUAAUUCAACAAUUUAUUUUGAGCUGCACCCGAGGUAUCACUUAAAGUCCUGGUCUUUCUUACGUUCCCUUUUUUUUUGCUGCACAGUUUUUACAACAAUUGGAUAUGGUGAUAUGUAUCCCACUACACUCCCGGGAAAAAUCGUUUGUAUUAUAUAUGCCACAUUUGGAAUACCCCUGAUGCUUUUAGUCAUGACUGAUGUAGGAGAUUUGCUUGCAGUGCUUCUGUCUAAGACCUUCAAAAAAACUAAAAGACAGUUUAAAAAAAGAUUCUCAUCAUCGUCUCCAUCACCUUCGCCAUCAACAGUACUGUCACCACUGCAACCUCCUCCAUCAAAGACAUCACGAUGGUCUUCAUUUAAAAUUAGAAUAAAAGAUAAAGAACACCAAACGAUAUCAUCAUCAAAGCCGAACAUAGUCAUCAGAGAACCAUUAAAUAUAACAGACGUAUUGAAAAGUCAGUCUUCAGUUAAGAAGAGAUCAUUACAUUUACGAAAUGCUGAAAUCUUCAAUAAAAUAAUUGCAAAAGAAAACAUGAAUUUUGCACCAUUUCAGUUUAAUAAACUUGAGAGAAGCAUGUCAUGUCCUGACCUUAAAAGUAUAACCUGCAAAUUUCCACAAAUAGGUGAAGAACUUGACAAGCUGGAUGUUCCAGUUGGACUUGUGAUAUUUGUUAUUUUGGCAUUUAUCAUGUUAGCAGCAUUGAUUCUCAAACAGUGGGAAACACAGUGGGAUUAUUCAGACUCCGUUUACUUUUACUUUAUCACAUUAACUACUAUUGGAUUUGGUGAUAUUGUUCCAAGUCACCCAAAUUUUUUCUUGCUUACCUCUCUUUUCAUUAUUGUAGGCAUGGCAGUUAUGUCUAUGGCGUUCAAGUUGGUUCAAAACAGAAUAGUUUGCGGAUAUAAAGCUAUCAUUUCCUUCAUUAGUGGUGGUAAGGUAAAAGAGUAUGAAAAUAUGUAAAAAUUUACUUGAAUAUAUGGCAAUGUGCUCUCUUUUAUUUUUUAAAUAUCUGAAACUAAGAUUUCCUGAUUUAAAUGCUGCAUCUUUAGUUAUUUUUGAAGGGACAGUUAUAUACACAAUUCUUCUUUAAGUGGAUUUUUGUUUUAAUAAAAUAAAGCAAUUUUCAUAGUGAUAUAUUAAUCUAAAUUAAAGCUGAAGAAAG
Messenger RNA from Protopterus annectens (West African lungfish), 1615 nucleotides. RefSeq names its product potassium two pore domain channel subfamily K member 18 (gene KCNK18). Gene Ontology annotation, biological process: potassium ion transmembrane transport; stabilization of membrane potential. The transcript is spliced from 3 exons. Gene Ontology annotation, cellular component: membrane. The record is from RefSeq and is a predicted model, not a curated record. Gene Ontology annotation, molecular function: potassium ion leak channel activity. The coding region runs from base 175 to 1413 and encodes 412 amino acids. NCBI's taxonomy places the organism in Eukaryota, Metazoa, Chordata, Ceratodontiformes, Protopteridae.